Molecule: messenger RNA, 1518 nt
Organism: Populus trichocarpa (black cottonwood)
Lineage: Eukaryota; Viridiplantae; Streptophyta; Magnoliopsida; Malpighiales; Salicaceae
Product: phosphatidylinositol:ceramide inositolphosphotransferase 3
Exons: 11
Coding region: 337-1203 (288 amino acids)
Biological process (GO): ceramide biosynthetic process
Cellular component (GO): trans-Golgi network; Golgi membrane; endoplasmic reticulum membrane
Molecular function (GO): ceramide cholinephosphotransferase activity; inositol phosphoceramide synthase activity; sphingomyelin synthase activity
Source: RefSeq, a predicted model, not a curated record
UUAUUUUCUAAUAAAUUUUUUAUUCGGUAUUAAUUAUUUUUGCUGAUUCUACCAAAAUUUUCUCCAACUCAAAACUCUCUCCUCCCUCCAACAAAAAAAAAUAAAAUCGAGAUUUAAAAACUUUUAAGAAGAUUUGAUUAUGAUUAAGAUUAAGAUUCCCAAUUAUCCUUAAUCCCCAACCACAAAUCUCAAAUCCUGCUUCUCUCUUGAAAUCACCAAAGAAAAAAAAAAAAAAUUGGAAAGAGAAACCAAUUCAAAUUUUGCUUUCUAUCUUUAAUUUAUGUUAAUUAUUAUUGAUUAAUGUUAAAUGUCAAACAAUAACCUCGGAUUCUCAAAAUGCCCUUUUACAUUGCUCGCCAGGCUCCUAAGCUCUGGAGAAAGAUUUGCACAGAAACGACAAUAGAAAUUUCGCUUGUUGCAGAGAAUCGGAAGCUGCUUCUUGCUGGAAUUGUUUUUCAGUACAUACAUGGAUUAGCUGCUCAUGGAAUUCAUUACUUACAUAGGCCAGGACCGACACUUCAGGAUGCUGGCUUUUUUCUUCUUCCGGAACUUGGCCAGGACAGAGCUUAUGUCAGUGAAACCUCAUUCACCUUCAUCUUUGCUUCUUUUGUGUUGUGGACCAUCCAUCCCUUCGUUUUCCAGAACAAGAAAAUCUAUACAGUUCUGAUAUGGUGCAGGGUCCUUGCCUAUUUAGUGGCUUGCCAGAUUCUUCGUAUAUUCACAUUCUAUUCGACUCAUCUUCCUGGUCCAAACUACCAUUGCCAUGAGGGCUCAAAACUUGCCAGGCUGCCCCAUCCAAAGAGUGCAAUUGAAUUGCUUGUGAUCAACUUUUCCAGAGGGGUUAAUUAUGGCUGUGGUGAUUUGAUUUUUUCAUCGCACAUGAUAUUUACCAUAGUUUUUGUGCGUACAUUCCACAAAUAUGGCACGAAUAGGUGCAUUAAGCAGCUUGCUUGGUUACUUGCAGUGGUUCAGAGCUUUCUUAUUGUGGCAUCUCACAAACAUUACACGGUUGACGUUGUUGUUGCAUGGUAUACUGUAAAUUUGGUAACAUUUUUUAUUGACAAGAAACUGCCGGAUUUACCUGAGCGGCCCACUGGACUAACAUCUCUGCCACUGCCACCUCAGAGUAGAGACUGGGAUAGCAAAAACAAAGAAGAGCACCAGAUACCACUAACUGGGGUAACUGUUGAGACUGCGGGUUGAUUAACGUGAGUGAUGCUAAUCAUUAUGACAGUUUUGCCUUGCCAGUGACAAUCUUUAGGCAAUUUGAUUUAAGUGCUUACCAAAUGGAGAGCAGAAAUGGAUUUUACUCAUGAGAUUGAAGCUAGGAGCAUAGAUGGCGGUUAAUUGUACAUAAAUGUCAGCACUAGCUGAAGAUAGCUCUGCUGAUGCUACCGCAUUGAAUAUGUGCCUAAAAUUUAUGUUUGGAAUAACUAGUCCUCAGCUUAGUUGCCAAGAUGGUCAAACCUCAGUAGCUUUAUUGUAUGGAGAAAUGGAAUGAAAUGUUUAGUUUUCUCA